Molecule: messenger RNA, 2881 nt
Organism: Melospiza melodia melodia
Lineage: Eukaryota; Metazoa; Chordata; Aves; Passeriformes; Passerellidae
Gene: MEP1B
Product: meprin A subunit beta
Exons: 15
Coding region: 1-2475 (824 amino acids)
Biological process (GO): proteolysis
Cellular component (GO): membrane
Molecular function (GO): zinc ion binding; metalloendopeptidase activity; protein binding
Source: RefSeq, a predicted model, not a curated record
AUGUCUAACGCGAGCUGCAUUUCAUUAUCUGCCUUUCUAAUAAUAUCUUUUUUUCUUUCCCCUCCCCAGCCUUCUCCAGAGACAACUGAAAUAGACCUAGAUGGAGGAAUUGAUCAGGACAUCUUCGACAUAAAUGAAGCUUUAGGACUAGACCUUUUUGAGGGAGACAUCAAACUUCCUGUGGAUCGAAACUCCAUCAUUGGUGACAACUAUCGGUGGCCCCAUGUCAUCCCUUACGUCCUUGAGAACAGCCUGGAAAUGAAUGCUAAGGGAGUCAUCCUCAAGGCAUUUGAACAGUAUCGACUGAAAACCUGUAUUGACUUCAAACCUUGGGAAGGGGAGAAGAAUUACAUAUCUGUGUUCAAAGGAAGUGGCUGCUGGUCGUCAGUGGGAAACCUGCAAAUGGGCCUGCAGCAACUCUCCAUUGGAGCCAACUGUGACAGGAUUGGGACAGUCCAGCAUGAGUUCCUGCACGCCCUGGGAUUCUGGCACGAGCAGUCUCGGUCUGACCGGGAUGACUAUGUGACCAUCGUCUGGGACAGGAUUCAGUCUGGUAAAGAACAUAAUUUCAAUAAAUACGAUGAUAACAGAUCAGACUUCCUGAAUGUUCCCUAUGACUACAAUUCUGUGAUGCACUACAGCAAGACUGCAUUCAAGAAUGGAACUGAUCCCACCAUCAUCACCAACAUACCAGACUUCACUGAUGUCAUAGGGCAGAGAAUGGAUUUCAGUGAGCACGACCUAAAGAAACUGAACCGGCUCUACAACUGCACCUCCUCCCUAAGUUUCAUGGACACAUGCAGUUUUGAACUUGAAAAUAUAUGUGGCAUGAUCCAAAGUUCAGAUGAUAACAGUGACUGGCAGCGUUUGUCUCAGGUUCCUGCUGGGCCAAAUACUGAUCACACCAAUAUGGGAGAAUGCAAAGAUUCUGGCUACUUCAUGCAUUUUGACACCAGUGCUGGAGGAGAAGGAAGCACAGCUGUCCUGGAGAGCCGAAUUCUGUAUCCCAAAAGAGGUUUUCAGUGCUUGCAAUUCUAUUUAUAUAACAGUGGUAACGAGAAUGACCGGCUGAAUGUCUGGGUCAGGGAGUACACGUCAGCCAAUCCAAAUGGCACUUGGAGAUUCAUCAAAGAGAUAAAAGGUUCACCUGAGACCUACUGGCAGCUCCAUCAUGUUUCUUUGAAUGUCACCAGUAAAUUCCGGGUUGUGUUUCAAGGCGUGAGAGGAAGUGGCUUAUCAAGUGGAGGCCUCUCUAUUGAUGACAUCAACUUGUCAGAAACUCAGUGUCCCCACCAUGUCUGGCAUAUCAGAAAUUUCACGCAUCUCCUCAACACAAGUCCAGCAGGAAAAAAGGGAAUAAUAUACAGUCCACCUUUUUAUUCUAGUGAAGGAUAUGCUUUUCAGGUCAGCUUGUAUGUAAAUGGUACUGCUGAUAACCCAUUUAAUUUAGGAAUAUACUUGUCCUUGAUUUCUGGAGCAAACGAUGAUCAUUUGAAAUGGCCUUGUCCAUGGCAACAAGUUACCAUGAUCCUGCUUGACCAGCAUCCUGAUAUUCGUCAACAGAUGUCAAACCAAAGAAGUGUAACAACAGACCCUGAGAGGCUUUCAGAAUCCUCAUCAAACUAUACUUGGGAUAGGCCAGAUAAAGUAGGAUCCGAAGCAACUUUUCCCAAUGGAACUAAAUACAUGAGAGGUCCAGGAGUUGGAACAAGUGCAUUUUUAACUCAUGAGAGACUUAGAAGCCGCAACUUUAUCAAAGAAGAUGGUGUUUAUAUUCUUUUAACAAUGGAAGAUAUAUCACAUCUCCUGUCAACUCAGCCGAGCAUUCCACCCCCUCUUGUUACAACUGCAAGUGCCACCACCACCACCAAAGCUGGGCCUGGCCCUAUUGCCACCACCGAGCCCCCCAUUGGCACUGAGAUCACCAUCACCACUGCAUCCACCACCACUGCAUCCACCACCACUGCGUCCACCACCACUGCAUCCACCACUACAUCCACCACCACUACAUCCACCACCACUGCAUCCACCACCACUGCAUCCACCACUACAUCCACCACCACUGCAUCCACCACCACUGCAUCCAUCACCACUGCAUCCAUCACCACUGCAUCCACCACUACAUCCACCACCACUGCAUCCACCACCAGCACCACCAGCCAGCCCGAAGAUCCAGAGGUUCCGGCCUUCUGCCCAAACAACCCCUGUGAAAACGACGGUGUCUGUGUCAUAGUAAACAGAGCGCCCGUGUGCAGAUGUCCAGCAGGUGACAACUGGUGGUACAUGGGAGAAAAGUGUGAAAGGAAAGGCUCAACUCAUGAAAAUACUGUAAUAGCUGUUUCUUCAACCAUAACUGUGUUUGUUGUAAUGCUUAUUGUCACCAUCACAACUGCAGUGUGCCUUAAAAAGAAAUACAAACAAGGAAAGGACAAUAAGGAGAGUGUGACUCUAGAAGAAACUAAAACAUCCUUCUGAAGAUAAUGCAAACAAGCAUCAAAGACACAAGAUGAGCAUCACUGCAAAACCACAACUACGUCAUCACUCUUUCUGCUCCUUUUAUCUCGACCAUCAUGAUAAAAGUUUGUAAAGUCUGGGAAAUAAUUCAUCAUCUGGAUAAAACACUGUGCUAAAGUCAGUGGAGUGUCUGACACUGCUGUGUAUCGUCAUUCAAUAGAGAAAAAUGGAAAUGCAUUGUGUGACAUGGCAGCCUUGUCCUUCAAGUCUAUCUAAACAUGAAGAAAGCAUGAAAACAGCAUCUUGAAUUUUAGUUAACACAGGAAAGUCUAAAUUUGCUAAAUAUAAAAUAAAUAUUAUCAUUGUACUGCUGUCUAAAAUAAAGGGGAGCUGGACCCUGUGUCCACAGGAUACCCAGCAGAUCUCA